CUGGCCCGUGUCCAAAUUAAAAGGUGCUCCAAGCUCUCACUGUGAAUCCGACCCGACAACCAUUAGUCCCCAGCCCCGAGGUCGAGUCCCGGAAUCGCUCGUCGAGUCAAAGACGAAUGCCGCCCAACCACCACGACCUGGAGCGGAUUCGCCAGCAGAUCGUGUUGGCCAACAUCCAGGAGCUGAUCCAGAAGAUGACGCGACGCUGCUUCAACGCAUGUGUCGCUCUGCCGGGACUGGAGUUGCGCUCCUCGGAGCGCGACUGCCUGUCCACCUGCAUGGAUCGGUUCAUGGACUCGGUUCAGGUGGUGUCGUGCCAAUACUUCCGGCGCCGGCGCCGCCAGCAGCAGGUCCGCGUGGCCCGCUUGGCCGCCUCUUCCGCAUCCGCUUCUGCAUCCUCAUCCGCGUCUGGUGAACCCACAGACGGGAGGGGCAAGUGAAAGUACUGAAUGCCUCCAGAGGAAAAUGUAUACCAUGAAUGUCGCUGUUGCCCCCGGCCUGCCCAAAGGGAGCAGUCUGAGCCCAUUGGCUCUGCCCUUCCCCGGACCCACAGACCACCUGGGAGCCACCCGGAUAAGGUCACUUAUCUUAUUGCUCCCCGAAGCUUCCGAGGUCUUCCGAACUGGAAAAGGAAGUGCGGCUGAAGAAGGGGAGUAAGCGGACUUACUACUGGCGGGCCGCUUGCCAUGUCCUCGUGUUGAUCCCUAACAAAUUCUAGUAGAGUCAUCGGUAAAUGGUGAUUGACAGAAAAUAAAGAUGUCCCUCUUUCACUCCCA
Drosophila biarmipes is the source of this 776-nucleotide messenger RNA. RefSeq names its product mitochondrial import inner membrane translocase subunit Tim13. NCBI's taxonomy places the organism in Eukaryota, Metazoa, Arthropoda, Insecta, Diptera, Drosophilidae. The transcript has a single exon. The record is from RefSeq and is a predicted model, not a curated record. The coding region runs from base 117 to 440 and encodes 107 amino acids.